AUGGGGCAAAAGUCUCCCAGCGAUAACGAAGACGAGCUGGGUGGACCACGCACGACAUGUUUUGGGUCUGCCCACCACUCCGUCCUGCCCUACGAUUCCGAUGCAGCGGCCUACCAGAAGCGGUCCAGUUGUCCCUUGGUCUCGUCGACAUGGACGGAUGGGAUUCGAGGGGCGCGACCCAGGACGCAUUUGAUACGAUGCCCGCUGGGUAUGGUGCGCACUACGAAUCGGCAACGUGACCGGAUGUAUAUGGGAAGAGGCGGUGGGCUUGCUGGGGGAACGGCCGCUGUCGACCGCAUUGGGACAGCUUUGGAUCUUCACUGCUUCAGACCGGCAGGUGGCUGUCGUUCGAGGGUGGGCGGAUGGCCGAGGGGAGCUGAAGAGAUGCAGUGGGGUGAGUCGUCAAUUAUUCACUUCAGGUUGUUUGUUGGACACAUUACAAACGACCGUGAAUGA
Molecule: messenger RNA, 456 nt
Organism: Glarea lozoyensis ATCC 20868
Lineage: Eukaryota; Fungi; Ascomycota; Leotiomycetes; Helotiales; Helotiaceae
Exons: 1
Coding region: 1-456 (151 amino acids)
Source: RefSeq, a predicted model, not a curated record